This is a messenger RNA of Nilaparvata lugens (brown planthopper), 1777 nucleotides long. RefSeq names its product rhodopsin. The record is from RefSeq and is a predicted model, not a curated record. Bases 234 to 1394 code for a protein of 386 amino acids. NCBI's taxonomy places the organism in Eukaryota, Metazoa, Arthropoda, Insecta, Hemiptera, Delphacidae. Gene Ontology annotation, cellular component: membrane. The transcript has 9 exons. Gene Ontology annotation, molecular function: G protein-coupled receptor activity. Gene Ontology annotation, biological process: phototransduction; G protein-coupled receptor signaling pathway; visual perception.
UGGCAAGCAGUGGAAAUAUGGUUUCUUGAUUCGAUUAGUGUGGACGGGGGGUGUCGGUUUGCAUAUUUUAAAGGUGGAAUAAAAGUUGGAGGCCUCAGUUGUGCAGGCGAGGCCAUCCUUUAGUGUUCUAAAUCCUCGUCUGUCAGCAAAUUUGGCUCCAACAAUCCUGAAGUAGUUCGUCUGUCAAAACCAAACGAUUUUCUUCAGCGAUACGACUAACAUCUGUCGCAGCCAUGUCUUUGAUUUCUGAACCGUCUUACAAUGCCUACUCGGCCUGGUACGGAGCUCCAGGUGGAGGGGGUCAUGGUAUGGGCAUGGGGGGAAACCAGACCGUGGUUGACAAGGUCCUGCCAGAAAUGCUGCACAUGGUCGACGCUCAUUGGUACCAAUUCCCCCCGAUGAACCCUCUAUGGCACGACCUUCUGGGUUUCGCCAUUGGGUUCUUGGGUUUCCUGUCGGUGUCGGGUAACGCGAUGGUGGUCUACAUCUUCUGCUCGACCAAGUCGCUGCGGACUCCAUCCAACCUGUUCGUCGUCAACCUCGCCUUCUCCGACUUCCUCAUGAUGUUCUGCAUGUCGCCGACCAUGGUCAUCAACUGCUACUACGAGACUUGGGUACUAGGACCUUUCAUGUGUGAAUUAUAUGGAAUGCUGGGAUCACUAUUUGGAUGUGCCUCCAUUUGGUCCAUGACUAUGAUUGCUCUGGAUAGGUACAAUGUCAUUGUCAAGGGUCUCUCAGCGAAGCCUUUGACCAACAAGCGUGCUAUUCUGAAGCUGUUGUUCGUCUGGCUCUUCUCUCUUGGCUGGACCCUGGCCCCAUUCUUCGGAUGGAACAGGUAUGUGCCAGAAGGAAACAUGACCGCCUGUGGAACUGACUACUUGACCAAGGACUGGUUCAGCCGCAGCUACAUCAUCGUCUACGGAUUCUUCGUCUACUUCAUGCCUCUCUUCAUCAUCAUCUACUCUUACUGGUUCAUUGUGCAGGCUGUGUUCGCCCACGAGAAACAGAUGAGGGAACAGGCCAAGAAGAUGAACGUUGCAUCUCUGCGAUCGGCUGAGUCUCAGACCACCAGCCAGGAAAUGAAAUUGGCUAAAGUUGCUCUGAUGACCAUUGCCCUGUGGUUCUUCGCGUGGACCCCAUACCUGGUGAUCAACUUCUCGGGCAUCUUCGAGACAGCCACCAUCAGCCCCCUCUUCACCAUCUGGGGAUCCGUCUUUGCCAAGGCCAACGCUGUCUACAAUCCUAUCGUCUACGGUAUCAGCCAUCCUAAGUACCGUGCCGCCCUAGGCAAGAAGUUCCCCAGCCUGGUCUGCGCGGCCGCUCCAUCCGACGACGCCACAUCCGUCGCCUCGGGCGCCACAACCGUCACUGAAGAGAAGGGACCAAGCGCAUAAGCUUUUAUACUGCGACUGCAACGCUAUCUGGCGGUCGAAAACGGAACCAGCGUUUCUCGCUCUAACCUACUGCUGCAAUCUUCAGUCGCGUCACUGUCGUUCUACAUCUUUUCUCUAGGUUAGGUUAGACGUUGAGCAAGCGUUGUCAAUAUUUUCUAACAAAAUCUUCCACCGUCCGUUCAGCAUGCACUUGUAAAUAUCCAGGGUCAAUAUUAAGAAAUGGGUGGGUAAUAAUUUAAUUGUAAUUAAUGUGUAAGGGGUGAUAAUAGUUUAUGUUUUCAGCUUUGAGUUGUCACCGUUUAGUUCUGUUUUUGAAGGGGGGUUUACCUGUGUUUGUUUUGUAAAUUAAUAAAGAUCCUAGCAAGUACGAAAAGCUGAUUAAA